AUGCCCGAGCCAGCUCCCCAAGACGUUCGUACGCUACAAGGGUUCAUAUCGGGCACGCCACAGACUGGGUGGUACGAUCGUCUAGACACUUCUUAUCGAAUGCGGACUGGUCAGGAAGCGCGAGAAUUUUUCAAGGUGGGAAAGGUCUUUGCCAUGCUAUACACUGAGACAGCAAGCGACACCUCCGUACAGCACCCCAACGACGAAGCAUACACAGUGAUACGCGGUAUUGGUACCUAUUCUGGUCGUGGAACUCUUAAGGACGGAUGCAACCCAGCCGAACAUACGAUCGUGUACUUCUCCGGGACUGAUCCUGCAUCAUGCUACAUUCCCGGCGAAUAUGAAAGCGGCAUGAUCAAAGAGCCAAUCGAGGUUGUGCCUGCUGAGCCAAACGAGAGGAUCAGGAGAGAGUCUCGCAUCCGAUUUGGCAAAGUGUAUCCAAUCGAGAUGAACGUCAAAGUCAAAGACAUUGGCCGAGUUCGCGAAGACCAUAUCAGUGCACUGAUCAGCUGCUGGGCGCAGGAAAACCAUACGCCAAUCCUGGCGUAUACUCCUUCAUCUUCGACCGCCUUUUCUUCGAACAACUGGUCAUCGGGCGGGUUCUCUUCUCAGCGUGUGUAA
Molecule: messenger RNA, 621 nt
Organism: Alternaria ventricosa
Lineage: Eukaryota; Fungi; Ascomycota; Dothideomycetes; Pleosporales; Pleosporaceae
Exons: 4
Coding region: 1-621 (206 amino acids)
Source: RefSeq, a predicted model, not a curated record